AUGUCUUUUCUUACGGUCGGCAUCCCAGAGAUCCAUCAGAAACCCCUGCUAGUUUUGGAUACGUCUAAAUACGUUGAGUUGUUCCAUCGGAUUGGCUAUAUAUUGCGGUUGAUAGGAUCAUGGGAUGUUUCUCAACAGGAUGACUUCCUGAAGCGAGUUACAGCUGGAUGGUAUAUACAAUGGUUCACUGUAGGGAUGAUCACCAACUCAGAUCUUAUACCAACUCCGUAUGGUCAUGAUAACUCAGAUUGGAUCUAUAUCCACUUAGUGGGACCCGACCGCGGAGUAAUCCCAGAUAUUUUGGAAAAAGAGGAACUUUUCAAGCUUGUUCUAGGUUUCGGGACUGAUUUGAAGGUUUUAUGGAAGCUGCGGUUGUCCGACAUAGUCGACAUAUUCGAAAGGCUUGUAGAAGUCGGCUACAUAGAAAGUUUUAACCUUAGAAUCACCAAGAAUAACUCUUCGGGAGAGUUUAAUACAGACCCCACGCAACCUUCACCUUUCCCAUCAUGCCCGCCGAUGACAGAUCCCACGCCAUCCAGUCCCGAGAAUUACCCCACCGGAACGGGUGCCAUCUUUGAUCAAUUUAUAGAUAAUAAUGCUGGCAUAGAGUUAAGCAUGGAACCAUGGAUGCCUUCUGAUCCGGUGCCGAAUACUAAGUUCCACGCCAACCCCGCCACACCUACAACCUUUGUAAAUGGCGAUGUUGUUAGCACCCCAGCGGAGGAGCUAUUUACCCCUUCUGGUUUAACCCCUGGGCCCGAUACAGGCGCCUUAUCUUAUCCAACACCCUCUUCUCAAUUCAACUCUCCCCCAGCGGGUCGACCACUCACGCUUCCGGUUUCUGGCAGCUGUCUAUCACCUUCCUGUUCUGCCAAUACACUGCAGUCGAUUGGUACACCCCCAGACCUUGUAGCGACACCCGUAUCUGUACCAUCACCUGGUGCAGAUGCUUCACCUUAUCCAACCUCUUAUUCUGCUAACUCUCCCCGGGGGUCAGCCCGUGGCUCACAGCAACAACAGAUAAUCUCCAGAUUGUUACAGUCGUGUAAAUUUGGUGACAAGAAUGUGUUAUUUACUGAUAUUCAGAUUGGGCAUAUCUGUAAAGCAGAAGCUCGCAUCCUCCCCCGGGAUCCAUUAGGAAUCCUACAGCCUAUCUUCGACGCCGAGGGUACUAUACCUUCCAGUCUAAGCAAGCUUGGGCUUCCAGAAAGUUGGGAAGGUAAAGAUGGAGCAGUGAAUUACCUCAAAGUGCUUGAGGAAGAUAAGAGCAAGAAAAAACCAUUUUCUUGUCCCCUUGCGAGGCGUGUCGCUCAAAUAUUGCUCUUUGUUAGCUAUAAGAGUCUGUGUAUGCAGCAGGGAGAGACCGGGGUGGUUACCAGCAUCCUUACCGCCUACAACAAUGAUCCGAGUAAAUCGAAGUCGAGCAAAUGUAACAAUAAUAGAUUUAGCACCUAUUAUAUACGGCGAGGGAGAUGGUGGUGGAGAUUUGCAGCGUCCUUGGGAUUUGGUAUCUUGUUGGUCGCUGACGAAAAGUUGGUGGAUAGCAUACAUGAUGACAGAUUUAGCAAUGAUCAAAUUAAUGCUUUGAUUACCUUUAUCUUACACACUCGCCCAGGCACUGUUCGCCUCUUACACUCAUUGGGGGCUGUGGCAAUAUCCAUUCUAAAUGGAGUGAUUGAUUCUCGUAUCCGCCAUAUUAUUUUGGAUAAUAAUACUGGCCUGCUGAGACAGGCCGCAUUGACCACUGCCGCUGAUGAGGAUCAGAGGGCUUUUCAGAACAGGCCGCUUACAAAUCCUCUGGUGCUGGAGGAUACCACAAUCCCUGCUAAUGAGGAAUUGACCGCCUUUCUUGCCAUAUAUAAUGCUUAA
Aspergillus tanneri is the source of this 1869-nucleotide messenger RNA. RefSeq lists its product as uncharacterized. The transcript has 7 exons. Lineage: Eukaryota; Fungi; Ascomycota; Eurotiomycetes; Eurotiales; Aspergillaceae. The record is from RefSeq and is a predicted model, not a curated record. The coding region runs from base 1 to 1869 and encodes 622 amino acids.